This is a messenger RNA of Cheilinus undulatus (humphead wrasse), 1453 nucleotides long. RefSeq names its product Yip1 domain family, member 6 (gene yipf6). Gene Ontology annotation, cellular component: membrane; trans-Golgi network. NCBI's taxonomy places the organism in Eukaryota, Metazoa, Chordata, Actinopteri, Labriformes, Labridae. The record is from RefSeq and is a predicted model, not a curated record. The coding region runs from base 218 to 904 and encodes 228 amino acids. The transcript is spliced from 2 exons. Gene Ontology annotation, biological process: endoplasmic reticulum to Golgi vesicle-mediated transport.
CAAUACGGAAGUAAACAAUCCGCAGCUGACGUGGAGCAACCUUUCUUAACUAGCAAGACGGACUGGGUCAGCUGGAGCAGAGUUCACUGAUUUUACAGCGACACUUGUUGCUCAAGUUGCUUUAUUAUUUUUUUAUUUGUUAAAUGGGCUCCGCUGGUGUCGUCUAAAUUCUCUGAAUAACACGCGGUUCUUAUUAAACUCGUCGCAGUGAAGUAAAAUGGCGUCAGCGGAGGAGGCCAGCAGACCGUUCGCCGGGCUGUCAGACGUCUCUAUCUCGGAGGACAUCCCCGUGGAGGGGGACAUCUCUGUACCUAUUAGCUCGUCCAGGCGGGACGAUGAGUUCUCCACGCUGGACGAGCCGGUGAAAGAGACCAUCCUACGGGAUUUGAGGGCGGUGGGGAACAAGUUUAUCCACGUCCUGUACCCGAAGAGGAGCUCGGCUCUGCUACGGGACUGGGAUCUGUGGGGCCCGCUGCUGCUCUGCGUCACGCUGGCUCUGCUGCUUCAGGGCGGUGCAGCGGACAGCGACGACCAGGGAGGACCACAGUUCGCUGAGGUUUUCGUCAUCGUGUGGUUCGGCUCCAUCAUCAUCACGCUCAACUCCAAGCUCCUUGGCGGCACCAUCUCCUUCUUCCAGAGCCUGUGCGUGCUCGGAUACUGCAUCAUGCCUCUAACAGCGGCCAUGGUUGUGUGCAGGAUCGUCCUGGUCGGGGGCUCGGGGACCGUCAGCUUCGCAGUGCGGCUCGUGGUGGUGACGGCGUCCUUCGGCUGGUCCACCUUCGCCUCGACAGCCUUCCUUGCUGACAGCCAGCCGCCUAACCGUAAGGCUCUGGUGGUGUACCCCGUGUUCCUUUUCUACUUCGUGAUCAGCUGGAUGAUCCUGACGUUCUCGCCAUCGCAGUAGAAAAAGGAAUGGAUGUGGACUGACAGACAAGAGGGUUUUUUUUUUUUUUUCAAGUGACAGAACUCAAACAAACACCAGUAUCUGCCUUUGAACCAAGAUGAAUGACUACUGAAAUGACUCUGGGUGUUUCUCGGUGUCUGAUAUCAUAUUAAGACUCAAUGGACUCCAAAAUAAUUCCUGUAUAACUCUUUCAGGUGAAGAAAUGGCUCUUUUUCAGAGUCAGAGACGUCUUUGGGAUGGUUGGCUGCAGAUGGAGAGUUAAAAAGCUGACGAAUAACUUCCUGUUUUUCCAGUUUGUCUCCCAGAUAUGUUUACAAGCUGUGUAUAAAUAAAGUCUAUAGGCUUGUAUAUAGAAAUGCUCUAUGAAUGUCUGAAGUACCAGAGAUGUAAUUAUUAUUAUAUCUCUUCCUAGUCUCCUUUGGUUGUUUUAAAACCUGAAACUGUUCCUAAGGUUGUUCUUGAGCGCUAAAAUGUCCCACUAAUUACUAUACUACAUUCUUUUGAUUUUUUUGUGCAUUUUGAAUAAGAAAAGCAACCUGUCCAACUGUU